UUCAAGUGCGAAAGUGCACUUUGGACCAAUCAGCGGGAUGGGCAGCGGCCGGCAGUCAUCAAUCCACCGACAUGCUGCACCGUGCUCUGACCAAGGCGUCGUCGCCGGCGUGGGCCCGCCGCGCGAGCUCGGCCGCCGCAUAUGGCCUUAGCACCGAGCAGCAGGCGUUCUACAACGCCAACGGGUACCUCCACAUCGAGGGCGCGCUCUCGCACGAGACGUGCGACACACUCCGUGCGCGGGCGGACCACCACCUCUCGCAGUUCGACCCGAGCUCCAAGAGCAUCUUUAGCUCCAAGCACCAGACGCGGUACAGCGACGCAUACUUUCUCUCGUCCGGUCCGCGCAUCCACUGCUUCUUUGAAGAAGACGCGGUCGACGACGAUGGCAACGUCACCGUGCCGCUGCCGCUCGCGAUCAACAAGAUUGGCCACAAUUUGCACUCGCUCGACCCAGCGUUUCGCGACGUGAGCUUCUCGCCCAGCGUCAAAGGCAUCCUCCAGUCGCUUGGGUACGUCGCCCCCGUCGUGCCCCAGUCCAUGUAUAUUUUCAAGCAGCCAUCGAUUGGCGGCGAGGUUGGCGCGCACCAAGAUGGCACGUACCUCUACACGGAGCCGCAGAGCGUCAUUGGUCUCUGGUGGGCGCUGGAAGACUGCACGACGUCGAACGGCUGCUUGUACGGUGUGCCUGGCUCGCACUUGACGACGCCCGUGCUUCAGCAUUUCAAGCGCACGACGCCGUUCAAUGGCCAAGAGGAUUUCUCGAGCGCCGACGGCCCGUUGCUGGAGACGGUGCCCGCGACCAAGCCCGCGUUCGACCUGACGGGCGGGACGCCGAUCUUGACCAAGAAGGGCGACCUCGUGCUCCUCCACUCGUCGUUUGUGCAUUACAGUCAUGCCAACACGUCCGACAAGUCGCGCCAUGCGUACUCGAUCCACGUCGUCGAGAGCCAUGAGACCGAGUACCCGAAAGUCAACUGGCUUCAGUUCCCCAAGGACAUGCCGUUCCCCCGCGUGUACUAGUCGGAUAAGUAAGAAAGAAGGAACUUGGUCGUUGCACCGAUGUCAGACAUGCGCGCGUCGUAGCUUUGCAGGCUGUGGCGCACGAGCACCAUGCCGUCGAUGGCGAACACCUCGGUAGUUACCACACGCUUGCUGAGAUCCCGAAUGGGUCUCUGCCACGCAGACAGAACGCAGUGGUGAGUGGUGUUGUCGG
Messenger RNA from Saprolegnia diclina VS20, 1215 nucleotides. RefSeq lists its product as hypothetical. The transcript has 3 exons. The record is from RefSeq and is a predicted model, not a curated record. The coding region runs from base 72 to 1022 and encodes 316 amino acids. Lineage: Eukaryota; Oomycota; Saprolegniomycetes; Saprolegniales; Saprolegniaceae.